Dreissena polymorpha is the source of this 1668-nucleotide messenger RNA. RefSeq lists its product as uncharacterized. NCBI's taxonomy places the organism in Eukaryota, Metazoa, Mollusca, Bivalvia, Myida, Dreissenidae. The transcript is spliced from 7 exons. The coding region runs from base 97 to 492 and encodes 131 amino acids. The record is from RefSeq and is a predicted model, not a curated record.
UGAGUAAAUUAACGUUUAAUAAUAAUGAUGUCUAGAUGAAUGUAUGUCUUGUCUUAAUAUUGUAUGGUGUAAGUUUUAAGUCAAGUAACUAAUUAAAUGCUUUUUCUGUCCAGGGAUCUACGUCGUGCUGAGGAUGAUGAGUGUCGCAUUCAACAACUGGAAGACGACGAUCCAACAUACAGUAGCACCAACGAAACGUUAUCGAAAAGUCAAAGUGCGUCAGCAAGGCCUAAAAUCGCAGCGUGUGUCCUUCCUUCAACAUUGAAAGUGGACGGAGAGUAUGCGUACAGUGUGGUUAACAAAUUAGGCAAGAAACCAGACAGUUCAAAACCCACUGGGAUUCCACCUCCACAACAGGCAUCAGAUGACUAUACCUACAGUUUAGUAAACAAGUGUAGGAAAAAAGAUGAAAUGACACAUCAACAGCAGAUAGGUAGUUCCAUCGAUGGUGUCAAGAAGGACGACAAUGACUAUGAUGAUAUUCUAAACUAGAGAGAAACAACUAUUGAAUUUCCUAAAUGAUAAGAACAUAGCACAGACAAUUAAAAAAUCUAAAUGAACUUAUAUUAUCUUUUCAUAUUUAAAUAUAAGGUUAAAAGCGUUGAAAGGUAUUUUAUUUCUUUGUUAAUGCAUUUUUGAUUUAAAAUUUUCCUUCACUUGGCGUUGUAUAAGAUACUACAUAUUCAAACGUGUAAUAAAUAAUCAGAGGAUGCACUAGCCUUUACCUACAUCUCAAUAUACUUCCACGUAUAGUUACUAUUAUUGUGUGUUGAUAAGUUUGUUUUCCAAUUACAACUAUUCAUGAAAGGAAAGUUUUGGAAGACUCAACUGGUGUCUAUAAACGUACGUUUAUUGUAUCAUCAUCAUCAUCAUCAUCAUCAUCAUCAUCAUCAUCAUCAUCAUCAUCAUCAUCAUCAUCAUCAUCAUCAUCAUCAUCAUCAUCAUCAUCACUAUCAUCAUCAUCGCCAUCAUCAUCAUCAUCAUCAUCAUCAUCAUCAUCAUCAUCAUCAUCAUCAUCAUCAUCAUAAUCAUCAUCAUCAUCAUCAUCAUCAUCAUCAUCAUCAUCAUCAUCAUCAUCAUCAUCAUCACCAUCAUCAUCAUCAUUAUCAUCACCAUCAUAUUCAUCAUAUGCAUCAUAUGCAUCAUCAUCAGCAGCAGCAGCAGCAGCAUCAUCAUCAUCAUCAUUAUCAUCAUCAUCAUUAUCAUCAUUAUCGUCAUCGUCGUAGUCGUCGUCUUAAUCAUCAUCAUCGUCGCCGUCGUCAUCAUCAUCGUCAUCAUCGUUUUCUUCUUAUUCCUCUUCGUAAGCUUCAGCAUCAUCUUCAUCUUUAUCAGAGAUACUAGUCUUCGUCGUCACUUUUGUCAACAUCAGCGUAAUCAUAUAUGUAGAUUGUAUUAGAUAUAUAUAUAUAUGUGUUGUGCGUAUGUUUAAUUGGAAAUAGUUCUGUUUUGUUGGCAUGUUUUGUAUAGUAUUGGGAAAAAAACGACACGUGCAUAUAUUAUUAGGAUAGCUCUUUUGUACAGUCUUAAUAUGUAAAUUUUUAUAAUAUGUACAUGUAUACAUUCCUUUUCUCUUCAAACUGACAUGAUCUGUUUGAAGCUUUAUCUGUAUCUUGAAACUAUCUAUUUAAGUCAAUUUAGUAGAAUAAACGUCUAUGUAUCGUAAUAAAC